AGGAAAUCACAGGUUAGUGUGUGCAAUGCGGAAUGAAGAUGUCCUUCCAAACCAGGAGAAAGCGAUGAAGAUGAGCUCUGCUGGAGUUUCUGGAUGAACAUUUGUCUGCUGAGAUCCUGAUUCUGCUGCUCAGAGCCGUCUGCAGCGUCUCGGAUGUGACGGAGGGGCGGAGCUGACAUGUCAUUCAGAAGUGCAGAGGGCGUGUCCAUCAUGCAGGCCUUGGCCAUGACUGUGGCUGAGAUACCUGUGUUUCUCUAUUCCACCUUUGGACAGUCUAUCUUCUCUCAGCUGAAGUUGAGUCCCAGUCUGAAGAAGGUGCUGUUUGCCACGGCAUUGGGCAGCGUGGCUCUGGCUCUGACGGCUCAUCAGCUGAAGAGACGCGGCCGGAAGAGGAAGCAGACGCUCGGUAAAGAAGCACAGAAGCCUGUGGGGAUCCCAGAACAGCUGCUGCGAUCCAGCCGACCGGCCUCGCUCAAGAGAGGUCCGGUUCCCGCUCGUCAGAUGAUGAGUCCCAGCACGCGCAGUAAUGACACACUCAGCGGGGUUUCAUCAAUCGCACAAAGCAAACACUCAAGUUCUUCACACAGCAUCGCCUCUAUGCGAGUCCCCUCCUCUCCCAACCAAUCAGUGAACGCUGGAGCGGCAUGGGAGGCAGAGCCUGUGGCUGAAGAGCCAGCAGUCGGAGAAGAUGCCAAUGCUGAAAACCUCUAUCUCAUGGGUAUGGAGCUGUUUGAAGAAGCUUUGAGGAAGUGGGAGCUGGCUCUGAACAUCAGGCACAGAUCUCACUCUCGCGCUUCGGCCUCCAACAGUCAGGGAUCAGAGCUUGUGGAGCGACAUUCGCCUGAAGUUCGUAAUCAUCAGUUUGCGGAGAAGCUGGAGACUCUUCUGCACAGAGCUUAUCAUCUGCAGGAGGACUUUGGCAGCACAAUCCCACCUGACAGCCUGCUUGCAGAUCUGGAAAGUGAAGGAACGCUGAUUUUGCCCACUCUGGGAAGUUCACACCCCAUCCAGGACGACGAUGCCACGACGGUCACAUCAGACGACUCGUUUUUCUCUGCCGCUGAGUUGUUUGAGACGUUUUCUCUUGAGGACUCGUUUCAUCUGCUGAAGCCAGCUGCUCUGUAUGAAGAAGCUCUGAGUUUGGUGAAAGAUGGAGACGUGGCCUGCAGAUCACUCAGAACUGAACUGCUGGAGUGUUACAGCGAUCAGGACUUCCUCGCUAAACUGCACUGUGUACGACAGGCAUUCCAGGUGCUGCUGCUGGAUGAAACACACAGAGUGUUCUUCAUGGAAACAGGGAAGCAGAUGAUUUCUGGACUCCUGGUCAAAGCCAACAAGAGUCCGAAGGCGUUUCUGGAGAGUUAUGAAGACAUGCUGCAGUACACACAGAGAGAAGAGACGUGGCCCGUCAGCAAGAUGGAGCUGGAAGGACGAGGGGUUGUCUGUAUGAACUUCUUUGACAUUGUGUUGGACUUUAUCCUUAUGGAUGCGUUUGAGGAUCUGGAAAGUCCUCCGUCUUCAGUGGUCGCAGUUCUGAGGAACCGAUGGCUCUCAGACAGUUUUAAAGAAACGGCAUUGGCUACAGCCUGUUGGUCUGUGCUGAAAGCUAAAAGAAGAUUACUAAUGGUUCCAGACGGUUUUAUUGCACAUUUCUAUGUAAUCUCUGAACACGUGAGUCCGGUUUUGGCCUUUGGGUUUUUGGGCCCGCAGCAGCAUCUCAGUGAGGUGUGCACCAUAUUCAAGCAACAGAUUGUUCAGUAUCUGAAGGACAUGUUUGACCAUGAUAAGGUGCGUUUCACAUCCGUCCCAUCUCUGGCUGAAGACAUCCUUCGCCUGUCCCACAGACGGGCAGAUAUCCUGAUGGGUUACCUGGGCAUCGAAAAUCUACCUGAGACCAAUGGAGCUUUACCCAAGAGCCCAUGCCAAGCCGAAAGCGGGAAUCUGGACGCCAGCGGACAACAAGACUAAGCUUUAAGGUGGCUCUUCAUUUAGCUGUUUAUCAUCAGACCAAUCAAAAGGGUUCGCAGAUUUACAUUCGAGACCUUAGUUUCGUUGAAUAUUCAGAGAGAUCAACCACUACUGAGGUCAACCGAGGCCUUUUCUUCAGCUCUUUCUGCAAACUUUCCACCGAGAUAUCAAACGUUUGCCACCGUAAUCCAGCGCUGCUAUUUAUCCACCUUAAUUUUAUCAGGAAGACUCCAUCAUAACCCGAAUAAACUGAAUAAAACUCAUCUUUUAGCCAAAUUUCGUUGUCGACUCGUUAACCUUAUUAACCGAUGCCUCUUACGUAGAAUCGCUAUUGUUGGUUUUAAGGGACGGUUUGCGAGUUAUUGUGUGUAAAUGUGUGUUGUUAAGCGUUUAUGCUUGUGCCAGUGGCCAAAAAAAGCUUGUACUGAAUCGUGGGUAGCACUGAACACAAUGAAAAGGGAGAUUUUAAAGGGAUAGUUCACCUAAAAAUGAAAAUUCUGUCAUCAUUUAUUUGCUGUAGGCCUGUUUGUGUUUCAUUCUUCUGUUGAACACAUGGGAAGGUCUGAUCUAAAGCAGCCAUAGACUUCCAUAGUAUUUUAUGGUUGUUAAUUGCUGCUUUUUUUUUUCAAACAUUUUUCAGAGUAUCUCCUUUUGACUUUGUUCAACAGAGGAAAGAAGUUCAUAAAAGUUGAGAACCACUUAACAUUAACAUUUUUGAGUGAACUGUCCCUUAUAGGCAGAUCUGCAGCAUACAGUACAUUCGGCAGUCUGAGGGUUUCAUUGAGAGAUUCACACAGGAAGUGCAUCAUAGAAGGGUAAAACAGGAUGUCGUGGUCCAGAUCGCAUUAGUUCAGCUCAUUUGUGUCCUCUGAGCCUUUGUGGUUUGUUCUUUUGGUUUAGUUUUUUAUUUUUGAGGAGAUGCUGCAUUUAAUCUUACUCUCACCCUCACAAUAUAUCAGUGUUCAUCAGAGCACAAUUCUCAAAUAUGUAACACACACACACACACACACACACACACACACACACACACACAUUUGCUAGUGCUGUCGAAUGAUUAUUCAGGAUUAAUUGCAUCUAAGAAAAGUUUAUAUUUUCAUAAUGUAUACAUGUGUACUGUGUAUAUUUAAGUAUAUAUGUAUAAAU
Danio aesculapii is the source of this 3111-nucleotide messenger RNA. It is a transcript of the gene miga2, whose product is annotated as mitoguardin 2. Gene Ontology annotation, biological process: mitochondrial fusion. The record is from RefSeq and is a predicted model, not a curated record. The transcript is spliced from 16 exons. NCBI's taxonomy places the organism in Eukaryota, Metazoa, Chordata, Actinopteri, Cypriniformes, Danionidae. The coding region runs from base 178 to 1968 and encodes 596 amino acids.